Messenger RNA from Octopus sinensis (East Asian common octopus), 561 nucleotides. RefSeq lists its product as uncharacterized. Gene Ontology annotation, molecular function: ion channel inhibitor activity. Gene Ontology annotation, cellular component: extracellular region. The coding region runs from base 1 to 561 and encodes 186 amino acids. The record is from RefSeq and is a predicted model, not a curated record. The transcript has 4 exons. Lineage: Eukaryota; Metazoa; Mollusca; Cephalopoda; Octopoda; Octopodidae.
AUGAGCGAACACGGAGCGAAAAUAGGAAACAGAGGAUCCAAGAUUGGAGGAAUGCAACGGUCAUGUAUGGUGAACCCACUUUGUUUAAGUAUCAUCAAGGAACACAAAUUUUGCACAAGUGAAUGUGAGUAUAACAACUAUGUGUAUGGUUUAAAUUAUUCGCUUAAACUGUGGUUUGUGAUGAAUACUGUUCAUGUUCUCUGUUUCUUCAUUUCUGCAUUCAUUUUAGUAACUUUUUCGCACAAGCAAGACUUGGCUCCGCCUGAAAAGUUGUUAGAAAGACAAAGUGAAAACGUGACAAGAAGAGCAAAAAGUAAGAGAUAUGCAGAAUUAUGCGCCCAGUGGCAUAGGCCAUGUAGUCCCAUUCAAAAGACACCAGAGCGUACGUGCUGUCGAGGUCAUGCAUGUAUUUGUAAUCUUUACUGGACGGCCUGCACAUGUGUAGAAGCUUUCUUUUAUAAAGCUACCUCAGGGGCUACAACAAUAUGUAAUGUUAUAUCUAUGAGCAUUUCUUUACUUUCUGCUUUUCGCCUGUUCUGUCUGGCCUGGGUGUUGCGAUAA